AUGACGAGUUCAGCCUCGGCCGCAGACACCUGCUCUCGCUCUAGUUCUACUGAUGCUAGCUGCUCCAUGGCUUCAUCGUGGUCUUCGCAGCCUCGCAAGGCUGUGAUGCUCAAGGGCCCUUCCCUAACGUCCAAGACCUAUUUCGUGCCACUACCCGGAACCCUGGAUCAGCUUGUCGCCAAAGCUGUCCAACUCUUCCCUAUUCCACCCGGCAAGGUACCACACAUCACGCUCGGUACUGAUGAACGGGCCAUCAUCCUGCAAGAAUCGUACGACUUCAUUCGCGAUCGUGAGCUCUUACACUUUCGUUGGUCGGCGGAGACACCUCGACGCAAUCUCGCCAACCGUGUGCGAUGGGACCAAGCCGCCGCAUCCGCUUCCACCGCCCCGUUCCCCAUUACCACCACAGCAUCACCACAAGUCUCGAGUCCCGAAAGCCCGGUGCCAGCGUCAGUAGCAUCUGCCGCAGAGGCACUCAAGGCCCAAGUGCAAACGUCGCCAUCGUCCAAGCGGGACCUCACUUCCACCACUCGUGCCAACACCAUUGCCAAUCGGGAUCCCAACGCACAGUUCGGCGAAGGCGCUACAGCACGUAAGGCGCACGUCCAGCGUGUCCUGGCCGAACAGCAACGCAAGAGGGAGGAGGAGCACGUCGCUGAUGCUUUGGGAUCUGCGCCCAUCAUUGCUGAAGUUGAACCGGAUGCAGUGGUUGACAACGACCCAGAGGCGACUGAAAAGGCAGCGCUCGAGCUCGCAGCAAGCUCGACUGACACUGAGGUCACCUCUACCAGUGGUGUUCAGAAAAUUUCGGAAGAAGUUCCAGCGGCAAGCUUGCAGGAUUCCGACAUGACGAUGGAUGAAGACAUGGACAGCCGAACAGAGACUGCCAUCACCUCGCAGGUGUCCGACGAUGUCCUCUCGCCAACGGUAGUAGCUGCACCCGAGGCUGAAGCAAGUCCUGCUGCUGUCGCUAUCACUAUCGAGUCCCCUCCCCGGAAAAAGCACACCGACAACGGUGGACUCGAUACACCUCCCUCCAGCGGCAGUCGCUCCAGUUCCCCAUUCCACAGCUCUGAUCGAGCGUCCAACAGCGCUCGUGCACUCGACCAUCGCAUGCUUGCCGAGGCCGAUGAUGAGCCUUCUAGCUCACCAAUGUCUUCGCCGACGCGUGACAUCUCUUCGCGGUACAGGAACAUCGUGUCGUCAGUCCCUCCGAUGCCUCAGCUUAGCAUCGCACCGACAAUUGUACCGGCCGAGGUCAAAGAUCCUACUCAACAGGCACCCAACGCGGUCGACUCCGCAUCUGCGGUCCUAUCUGAGACAGAAAACGGGUCCAUCACGAGCGAAGUCGUGGCCGAAGUAUCGUCGAAAGAUGCCGCAUCAUCUGAGGUCAACGCUACCCUGAGCGAGUCGGCUGCCUCGAAACCAAUUAGCAACCCGGCAAACGACCGCGAACUCAACCGCAUCUACAGCUUCCUCUCCAACCUCGUCUCUCAACUCCUCUCGCACAAAGCCAACUGGGCUUUUCAACGACCUAUGAGUGUAGAGUUCGAACAAUUCUCAACUCGCAGCUCACGUCCUGUUGACCUUUUCACCAUUCGCGAUAGCCUUGCUUCUCGCAAGUACGGCAGCCAGCAUCUUGAGGGUCGCAUGGCCGCCAAUGCAGUCAUCACCGACUUCGAGGAUGAUCUCACAAUGCUGUACACCAACGCAAGGCGGUUCUUUGGCAUCCGUUCGACUCAAGCCGAGUGCGUCGAGCAUUUGGAGAAGUUCAGCCGGUCGUUCCUCAACGAAUGGAAGCGCACUCAAGGAAGCGUAGCCCAGAAAGGGGUUCCCGCACCAUCCCCGAGUGAUGCUAUGGCACGGCUAUCGGCUUUCAGAAGCCCCGAUUCGCGGUCCGAAAAGCGUCCAGGACUGCUCUCUUCGUCGCCAUCCCCCAUGCUGUUGGCGCCAGAAGCCUCCACAGCUAACGGCAGCGCUCCUGGCUCAUCGGGCAAGACCGUUGGCAUCAAUGGACAGGCUGCUCUACCGAAUGCGAUGGGCUUGAUGCGUCGACCUGACUUUACAUUCAAGCGCAACACUUCCUAUGAAAGCAGCUUACCAGCGGUCAAGCGACCGGCACAGCCCAACCGAGCGACCAGCGAGGCAUUUGAGAAGGCUCUGCGAGCUGCUACAGCCACUCCUCAGGCUGAACGAGUCAAGCCACGACAAGAGGUGGUAGCACCUUUCGCCACUCGCUCCGUCAUCGAGACUGACUUCAUGGCCCGUCCUGCGCCUCAACAACAGCCCGACGUUCCCUCGACACCAUCGAGCACAAACAAAAUCGCGCAAACUCCUACCGCAGCCGGCAACAAGCGCAAGGCUGGCGAGGCUGCUGGAACCGGUGUUGAAGAUCAGGCAGUACUUUCUCGUUCGCCAUCGCUCUCACCGCCACCUUCACCGUCACCCACCAAGCGCAACAGGCAGGUUGCGAGCGUCAAGCCGUCCAAGUCGGCUACACACCGAAGCAACAAGAAGGCAAGGCAGGUUGCUGCUGCAGCAGCAGCAGCAGCAGCAGCGGUCGCGGCUGUCAAGCCGACCGAGAAAAAACGCGGCAAGAAGGUCUCAAGUGACGCAGACGAAGAGCAGCACGUGUUGGAUUUGCUCGACGCUGAGCCUGUUUCCAAGCGGGCACACUCAACCAGAGGAUCGAGCCGCGAUGUCGACAGCCAGCGCAGCACUCCAGAGGCCGAAGGCAACAGCAGUAAGGGCAAAAAAAGCAAGACCGCUCCCGCUCGAACGUGUGAGACUACGUUGAAUCUUCCUCUCAUUCCCGCGACGCCAAGCGCUCGUUUGCUGCGUCCUCGACGAACCAGUAUUUCGAACAAUGAGCCUCUAGCUCUUGUGUCGCCGCCGAAGACCCCGCCGCGAAGUGCAAAGAAAGCCAACGCCAGGUCAGCAGUGUCAGAAGCAUUGACGAUGGACGACAAUGACUUUGGGGUGCAGUCAAUGGACAUCGACGGGUUCGAAGUGACAGGGUCGAGGAGGAAGUCUUCUCGUCAGAGGAAGCAUGUGAAUCUUGAUUGA
Molecule: messenger RNA, 3066 nt
Organism: Ustilago hordei
Lineage: Eukaryota; Fungi; Basidiomycota; Ustilaginomycetes; Ustilaginales; Ustilaginaceae
Exons: 1
Coding region: 1-3066 (1021 amino acids)
Molecular function (GO): protein binding
Source: RefSeq, a predicted model, not a curated record